GUUCAAGGCCAGUUGGAUGGGGCCCUGGGCAGCCUGGGCUGGUAUGAAAUGUAGAGGUUGGUGGCCCUGUGUGUGGCAGGGAGUUGGAGAUUCAUGAUCCUUGAGGUCCCUUCCAACCCUGGCCAUUCUGUGAUUCUGUGGUGCUCAAGACCAGCCUUGUGCCCACAGCUGUGCAGUUAGCAGUAAGCCUCUGAAGUGUUUUCUCAGCCUGCCUGCUGGCUCCUUCACUUUGUCAUUGUGGCCAAGUGUGCCACGAUCUUGCAAAGCAUCAUAAUUUUCCCCUCCCCAUUCUGAAAUGUAAAAAAAGCUUUUGCUCUUCCUGUAGAGGUUGAAUCUAGUAUUUUUUAAACAAAGAGAAUAAUUCAAUAAUUGUAAUAUCUGCACUGACCUUGUAGAAAAUAAAAUCAGUGUUAACACAGCUGUUGAAGGACUGAAGCUCAGAGCCAGCCAGAGCCCUACUGGUUUCUAGGUGUUUUCAGUGUUAUACUAUUUGAAGUGUCUUCUUUUUUUUUUUCCUUCAAACUGUCUCAGAGAAAUGCUUCUCACCGAGUGAGCAGAGCUGUCACAGAGGGCUGGAUUUGGGUGUGCAUGUGCUUCUGUAGCACUGUGCUGAAACCUUUGAUGGCAGUAACUGCUGGCAGUGCAGAGUGUGUCUGCCAAGUAGUGCAUGGCACACGUAUGGAAGGUUUCUCAUUUGCUUUAUCUAUCUUAUGGAUAUAAAGCACAUUCCUAACUGGCACAAGCAGCAGAAGGCUGUGUAGCGGCCACCUGGGUGAGAGAAGCUGCGGUGUUCUGGCUCAAACUCAUUCCAGACAGCUGAGGAGCUGCUGUAAACACCAGGGGAAGCCAGGUGCAUCAAAGCUUUACUCUCAGGCACCACAGUGUCAUUCAGCUGAAGAAGCACAGCACCCUUUCUUGCACUUGGCACCCCGAGGUUGGAUGUACACCCUUGGGGAAAGGGCCCUGUGUGCCAAAAGGGUUAUAAGUGCUGUUCAUUAAUGAUGUCCUGCCCAUAACAAGUUAGGGAAUUGAAGGAAGAGCCCUACGAAGAGAUGACGUGUAAUGGCCCAGAUGGCGCCGAACCUGGUGCCACUCCAGCCACUGAUGGCGACCAGGAGUGGAGCCAGGAACACGACCGACUGGGAACCUUUGUGGAGUUUCCCCCUGAUUGUCCGGUUUCAGCAUCAGCACUUGCUCAAGCUGGCUUUGUUUAUACUGGAGAGGGUGAUAAAGUCAAGUGCUUCAGUUGCCACGCGACUGUUGAAGGAUGGCAGCCUGGGGAUUCUGCGGUUGACAGACACAAAAACCUUUCCCCAGAUUGCAGAUUUAUUUCUGAGUCUGUGUUUUUGGAAAAUAACGUACAUCCUCUUGUGCAGAGCCACCGGCAUAGAACUGAAAAUGGCUCCAGCAAUUUAGCCCUCUCACCUGCUCUGGAGGACCUGUCUGAUGUGGAGGCAGAUUACCUGUUGAGAACCAGGCAGGUUGUGGACAUGUCUGAUACUCUGUAUCCUAAGAACCCCUCUAUGUGCAGUGAAGAAGCCAGGCUGAAGUCCUUUCACAACUGGCCCCCCUACGGCCUAUUGACUCCAAAGGAAUUAGCUAGUGCAGGACUCUACUACACAGGUGUUGGUGAUCAAGUCGCGUGUUUUUGUUGUGGUGGGAAACUGAAAAACUGGGAGCCUGGUGAUCGAGCUUGGUCUGAGCACAAGAGGCAUUUUCCCAAGUGCUUUUUUGUCCUGGGUCGGGACGUUGGAAACGUUUCAACUGAAUCUGUUUGUGCUGAGCUUGGGAGAAGCUGUCUGAACAACGAACAGCAUCCGAGGAAUCCAUCCAUGGUAGAAUAUGAGAGGAGGAUACAAACGUUUCUAACUUGGAUGCACCCUGUUAACAAGGAACAUCUUGCUGAGGCAGGCUUCUACAGCACAGGCAAUGGUGAUCACGUUGUGUGCUUCCACUGCGGUGGAGGAUUGCAGGAGUGGAAGGAAAAUGAAGACCCGUGGGACCAACACGCCAAGUGGUUUCCUGGGUGCAAGUUCUUGAGAGAGGAAAAGGGACUAGAAUUUAUAAAUAAUGUUCACUUAAGAGACGGAUGUAUGGAUUCAACAAUAGAAGCUGCUGAAGUUACAGUACUUCCUAAAGAUGACCUCUUACAGAAUCAGUUGGUACAGAAUGCCAUACACAUGGGUUUCAGUUUGUCUGAGAUUAGGAGCACUAUGGAAAAGAAGUUGCACAUGUCUGGAGAAAGCUAUACGUCUGUUGAGGAUCUGGUAGCAGACUUAAUAAGUGCUCAGAAAGAAAAUGCAAAGGGAGAACCACCGAAAGAAAGCCCACUUGAGCAAGAUCUCAGUAUUGAAGAGAAGUUAAGACGCUUGCAGGAAGAAAAGCUCUGUAAAAUCUGUAUGGCUAAAGACAUAUCAGUAGUCCUCAUUCCCUGUGGUCACCUGGUUGCGUGUAAGGAAUGUGCUGAAGCAGUUAAUAAAUGUCCUCUGUGUUGUACAAAUAUUACCAAGAGACAGAAAAUUUUUAUGUAUUAAUGAAAGGCACAGUACUGCGGAUGUAAGUGCUCCUGCUUUAUUUCUUUAAACGUGUGAUGUGACAACAGAAGGCUGGGUGUUCACCAGUCUAGCACACACUUAUGGUGCAUCUCACUUUGGAGAUCAUGUAAACACUAAAGCUUUAAUCAACACCCUGAAAAAUGAGUUGACUGUCAGAAGCUGCUAGAUUUUGGUUUAGAGCACUCCUAUCCUACUGCCUCCUUAGUGCUCUCCUCACUUUUUGUGCUUUUACUUUUUUCCCCCACCAAUAAAUUUGAGAAAUCAGACAGCAUAUAAAUAACAGAAAAAAAUCUACUAUUUAUAGACUGUGUUUCUACUAAUUUGCUCAGCUCAUUUAUCAGAAAUAGACCUGCUUAAUUUUCUCUUCUAGUGGGACCAAGGGUAAACAGCCUCAUCAGAGGAAAGAAAUGCUUUAGGGUAAUUUUUAUGUUGUUAUUUUGAAUAUUCAGAUAUCCGAAUAGAUUUUAUGGGGUUAAAAUUCUUUCUGAUUCAUUGGAUGCUACAUUAAGGACUUCAUUUUGUGCAUCGUAUCCCCUACUAAUCUGGUGUUUCUAGCUUGAAAAACAUCAGCUAAAGUAUCUUUUCGUUUUAUUCUCGUCAUUCGCCUAUCUUAAGAGUAAAAUAACAUCAGUAGGAGCAGCUUUGCUAUAGGUUCUGUCUG
Molecule: messenger RNA, 3216 nt
Organism: Tympanuchus pallidicinctus (lesser prairie-chicken)
Lineage: Eukaryota; Metazoa; Chordata; Aves; Galliformes; Phasianidae
Gene: XIAP
Product: X-linked inhibitor of apoptosis
Exons: 7
Coding region: 1053-2534 (493 amino acids)
Biological process (GO): regulation of cell cycle
Cellular component (GO): nucleus; cytoplasm; spindle microtubule
Source: RefSeq, a predicted model, not a curated record